AUGGCUCCCGGGCUGCUCCACUGUGUGGCCUUUUGUCUCCUUGGAGCAGGUCACAUGGGUGCCAUGGUCAUCCAGAGCCCAAGAUACCAGGUUACGUGGGUGGGAAGACCAGUGAAUUUGAGCUGUUCUCAGGAUCUGAACCAUUACAGCAUGUAUUGGUACCAACAGAAGCUGAGCCAAGCCCCAAAGUUGCUGCUUUACUACUACGGUACAGACCUUAACAGAGAAGCAGACACCUCUGAUAACUUCCAAUCCAGCCGGCCCAACACUUCUUUCUGUUCUCUCAGCAUCCUCUUGCCAAGCCCCGGGGACUCAGCCUUGUAUCUCUGCGCCAGCAGAAAGAACAAGCCUCUGCUAGCUAUGGGAUGCCUGCUUCAGAGGAUGGAACUGUGUCCUCGUCUUAAUUCUGAAGAACACCCAGAGAUUCCUACUAAGCAGUGGCUCAUCAGAUCACCUCGUAUGGUCAUCAACAGCAUCACAUGCUUCCAACUCUUUAAUCAAGAGGCCAAGAAAUACUACCCAAGAUCACAUUUGAGCAACACAGCGAAGACUGUUGGGUUCUGUGAAGUGAUCACGUCACAGAGCAGCUGGUUAUGGGGGGUGGAAAACGCCUCAGAGAAAACUGGCUGCCUCUGUUCUUUCACUAAUGCUGUCAUGGGCCCAGUAUUCAUCUGCUCCUUGGUCCUUUGGCUCCUGAGUGCAGGCACCCUCGAUGCAGAAGUCACCCAGACUCCGGGACACCUAGUCAAAGGGAAAGGACAGAAAGCAGAAAUGCAUUGUGUCCCGAUAAAGGGACACAGGUAUGUUUUCUGGUAUCAGCAGAUCCCAGCAAAAGAGUUCAAGUUCUUGACUUCUUUCCAGGAUGACAUCAUCUCUGAUAAAACAGGAAUGCCCGAGAAGAGAUUCUUAGCUGUGUGUCCCCGAAACUCACCCUGUAGCCUAGAGAUCAAGUCUACAGAGCUGCAGGAUUCAGCUGUCUGUAGGUUGUUGGCAAGAGCCUUCACCCCUUAUGACUCAGAAUUCUCCUCUUUAAAAUUAGAAACUUGCACAACUUGCUCUCCAAGAUUUGACAUGAGGAUGACUCAGGAUAUAUCUCCACAUUUUCCCCACACGUGGGACCACCAGGGAUUGCUGUGGAAGACAUGUCGCUACCAUCUGGCAAUAACUGAGCAAACUGUCAAUGUCGAUAACACAGAUCCAGGGAAGAUCUGGUUGGAAGGGGCAGUCUAG
Odobenus rosmarus divergens (Pacific walrus) is the source of this 1230-nucleotide messenger RNA. RefSeq lists its product as uncharacterized. Bases 1 to 1230 code for a protein of 409 amino acids. The record is from RefSeq and is a predicted model, not a curated record. The transcript is spliced from 6 exons. NCBI's taxonomy places the organism in Eukaryota, Metazoa, Chordata, Mammalia, Carnivora, Odobenidae.